CUGUACUCUAGCUGUGUGUGGAGAAGGCGGUAGGGGCGCAGAGGGGGAUUCUGUUUUCGGUAACAGAUAUCCGAGUCCAUUUCUGGGAUUUUACCGAUUGGAUAACGCGUCGUUGAGACGGAGAGUCCCUGCUAAAGUGACAAUAUGUUGAAUAUGUGGAAAGUCAGGGAGCUGGUGGAUAAAGCUACCAAUGUGGUGAUGAACUAUUCAGAGAUCGAGUCUAAGGUUCGAGAAGCCACCAAUGAUGACCCUUGGGGUCCCUCUGGUCAGCUUAUGGGUGAGAUAGCCAAAUCCACAUUUAUGUACGAGCAAUUUCCUGAAGUCAUGAACAUGCUGUGGACCAGAAUGCUGAAAGACAACAAAAAGAACUGGAGAAGAGUUUACAAGGCCUUACUACUCCUAGCGUACCUCAUCAGAAAUGGAUCAGAAAGAGUGGUUACAAGUGCCAGAGAACACAUCUAUGACCUGCGCUCUUUGGAAAACUAUCACUUUGUAGAUGAAAAUGGAAAAGACCAGGGUAUCAAUGUACGGCAGAAGGUCAAAGAAAUGGUGGAGUUCGUCCAGGAUGAUGAUAGGUUACGAGAGGAGAGGAAAAAAGCAAAGAAGAACAAGGACAAAUACAUCGGAGUAUCAUCGGAGGGCAUGGGAGGCUUCAAACAAAGCAACUCGGGAGAGCGCUUUGACUCGGAGUCUAAAAGCAAGUGGGAUGAAGAUUGGGAGAAAAGCAAAGGCGGCUUUCCUUUCAGCGAGAAGCUCGGCGAGAUCAGCGAUAAGAUCGGCAGCACCAUUGACGACACUAUUAAUAAGUUCCGCAAAAAGGAACGAGAUGAUUCUCCCGAUCGAAUUAGUGACAAUGAAGAGGACAGAAUAUCACAGAAUGGUCGGCCGGCCAAGUCUGAAUUCAAGGACGAGGAGGAAACGGUAACACCCAAAAGUCUACAGGCGAUGCAGGCUGCUGAGACUACCCCUACCACCAGCACCGGUACACGCAAACGGGGUGGAAUGCCCUCCAAAACAGUGGAUUUGGGUGCAGCUGCGCAUUACACAGGGGACAAGAGCAGCCCAGAUCCAGACAAUACAAAGACACCAGGCAGUCAAUCUUCGAGUGGAGGGCUUUCAGAUUUGCUUGUAGUGGACUCAGAAACAACACAACCAGCACCUGCAGGUGGGAGCUCGGACCUCAUUGCUGACUUUGCAGAUUUUUCUUCCCCAGCUGCUUCUGCUAGUCUCCCUUCAGCUGCUGGCCCAGUAUCAACUGGCAAUGGAGAGUUUGGUGACUGGAGCGCUUUUUCUUCGGCCAGUCCUCCUGCGUCUGCAGCUUCGCCAGCUGUGGGAGAUCUGUUCAGUGAUGCUCCGCCUUCCACCCAGCCACCGUCUGCUGACCUUUUUGACCUGAUGGGCCCCAAUCAAGCCAGUCUGAAUGCCUCCCAAAGCAUGACCUUUAAUAUGGGCCCCCCUAGCAUGGGAUUCUCCAUGUCUAGAUCACAGACUUUAGGGGGGCCUGUGCACAGUUUAGCCGGUCCUUUGUUGCCUCAGCAGAUGGGAGUUCAGAAACCAGGAGGGAAAGCUUCAAUACCUGCCACGUGGUCUGACCCAAGUGUUAACAUCAGCUUGGACUUUCUGUCUAUGGGCAUGAACCCUCCCAAGCCUUCACAACCUAGCCUCAACACAAUGAUGCAGCAAGAAAUGACCCAAACAGUGUCAGGGAGACAGCUUGGUGUCCAGCCACCCGUGAACCUGGUAGCCCAGAAUUUUGCUGGAAUGACACUCAACACCCAGCCUGUGCCUGCUAGACCAGCCAUGAACCCUGUGAUGGCAAGCGGAAACGUGGGUAUGGUGAUGCCCCCAAGCAUGGCAACCGGUAACAUGGCAGUCGGUUCCAUGGUUCUAGGAGGAAUGCCUUCCAAUCAAGGUUUAAUGGGAAUAAACAUGGCGUCCGCUGGUUUGGGCCUCCCAGGUGGCCUUGGCAUGUCCAGCAUGGGCCAGGGUUCUGCCAUGUUACAUCCUAAGGUGCCACAGGCCUUCCCUAACUUUGGCAACUUUGGACAAUGAAGGAAAGUCAGCACUGAAAAGAAACGGUCCAAAAAAAUACCUUCUUAAUUAAAAGAAGGAGCUGCAUCCAGUAAAAUGGACGAAACUGACAAAACUAGCCAUUGUCUGGACCCUUCAAUCAUUUAAUGUCACAUGUUUGAGGAGUCUCUAAAAUCUGUUUUCCUUGAGUGAGAGAAGGGUGAUUGAUAGAUGGAAUGGUUUUUUGAUAAGUUACACUAAAACUUUUAUGGUCUGGCAUGUUUGCCAAUGGAUGGUUAAAUGCAAAGAUCACUUUUAGACGUGUGUGUGUUUAUUUGCCCUGUCAUUUCAACAUACUUCCUCUUCCCCAUUUUAAGCCCAUUUGAAUUCAGGAAUUACCUCAACUUCCACUGUUCAUGCUGUGACUAAAAUGCUGCGAGUGAUGGAUUUUGUAAAUAUCUUUUUUUUUUUCUUCCUUUUUUGCAUUUUUGAAGAAGAAAUAGCUAUAAAUUAUUGCAUUAUUUUAUGGAGUUCUCAGAUAUGGUAUGCAGGGAACAAGCUCAGAAAGUCAAGUGAGUAGCACAAGUUCUUAAUUCAUUUCAUUUUUAUUUCUUUAUUUUUACAGCUAAUUCAAUAGAUUCACACUCCAACGAACUAAAUGAUCAUUUAAGUUUAUGUACAAUGAUUCCAUUUAAAUUAUAAUAUGAAGGCUGUUGACUAUUAUUUUACUUACACUUAUAUUAGAUGUCUGAUUAUACAUGACAAUAAUGAACAAAUAUAGAGAAAAAUGUUAUUCUUUACCAGCAGAGGUGAUAAACAACCUUGUUAAAGGUGAUACUGGGUCAUGUGGUUACAGUCCCAAUAUGUAUUACCCCUAGUCCUGAUAUCAUCAUGGCAGAGUCGAAAUCUAAUCUGUCCAGUCCUGUAAGACUGCCUGACAAUAAAAUGGUCACCUUUUAGCAGGUAACGCGAGAAACAGGAUGUGUUCUGGUCUUUUGUAUUGUUUGGGUUUUUCAGAAAUUAUAUGCUGUCUAUAAAACCUUCGCUGUAGGAGCGCGGACAAAUGAAAUCAAACACCAUGAUUUUGCAGAUAGAUUUUUUUUUUUUUUUUUUUGAGAUGGUGGUGGUGUUUUUUUUUUUGUUUUUUUUUUUGUAAAUGAUGAAAGGGCACUUUUUACUGGUGGAAGUGGUAUUCCAAAUCUAAUUAUUAACGACUUGAAUAGUUUCUAAUGCCUCAUAAAACUAACAUGCAUGAAAUGAACUAAAGUAUUUUAAAGUGCAUCUUUUCAUGGAUCACCUCAGAUCAGUGUUAACACUCGUUGUGUCUGUCGCAGGAUGGCAUGUCAGCUAUAAGGUCAAUGGAGGAAAUGUCAACUCCGAAUGAAGUUUGUCAACUUUUUUUUCUUAUUAUUUGUUAACCCCCCACCCCACUCCUACCCCACAUGCUGCUGUACACAGGUGGACGAAGCCCUCCAUUCCACAUCAAGCUCUUGUUUUCAAACUUACCAAAUCUUUAUUUUAAUACUGUUCAGAUGAUUCUAUAGGGGUUUAGUUUCUUAUUUUAAUACUUUACCAUUAUACAAAUCCUGUGCAUAAUAUGGUGUAGGCAUGGGCCAGUUAAGAAAACACUAGGUGCUUAUAAAGUGAGUGGGGGGGAAUAAAUUCAAGAUCAAAAAUCCUCUUUCAUGAAAUUCUUUCUUUUGAAAUUUAAUUUUGGACUUGAAUUGUAUUCAAUAAAAAAUAUGUAUGACAAUUCA
Molecule: messenger RNA, 3767 nt
Organism: Clarias gariepinus (North African catfish)
Lineage: Eukaryota; Metazoa; Chordata; Actinopteri; Siluriformes; Clariidae
Gene: clint1b
Product: clathrin interactor 1b
Exons: 13
Coding region: 145-2052 (635 amino acids)
Biological process (GO): endocytosis
Cellular component (GO): plasma membrane; endosome; clathrin vesicle coat
Molecular function (GO): clathrin binding; phospholipid binding
Source: RefSeq, a predicted model, not a curated record